UGAACCAUCGUGUUUCCUUACAGAAAAACCAAAAACGAACACCAAUAACCAUCGAACUCCAUUAUUAAACUAACAUAAACUCUCCGUUCCACCGUCAUAACAGAGCCUCCUACUCCAUUUGCAACCACUUCAUUCACCGACAAAGAAUGCUUCAGUUUCGGUUAAAACCCGUAAGGGCUUUCGCAGCGAAGCCGUCACCGUUGGUGGCUUUCGUCACGGUAAUCGUCAUUGGAGUGGUGGGAUUUUAUUCCCUGCAUUUCCCUUUCCGUUCCGCCACUUCCCUCGACGCAUCGCGCUUCGGCCACGUGUUCCUCUCGUCCUCCUCCAACGCCACGAUCUCCAACUACCUGCGGGCGCUCACCCUGCACCCUCACCUCGCGGGAACGAAACCCGCCUCCCUAACCGCGCGCUACGUGCUCAACCACUUCACUGCCCUCGGGCUCCGAACCAGCACCGCUAAGCACCGCGUGCUAUUGUCCUACCCGCUGCGCUCCUCUCUCUCGGCGCAUUUUGGUGACGGUUCGAGUUUGGAGUUUCAGUUGGGGGAGGGAGAGGGGGACGGGGAGGUGGUGGCGCCGUACCACGCGUACUCGCCGUCGGGGUCGGCGUGGGCUGCGGCGGUGUUCGUGAACUACGGGCGGGAGGAGGACUUCCGGUUGCUGGCGGCGGCGGGGGUGAAGGUGGCGGGGUGCGUUGCGGUGGCCAGGAGCGACGGGGGAUUGGGGCGUGGGGCGGUGGUGGAGGCGGCGGAGAGGCAUGGUGCGGCGGCAGUGAUGGUGUUCAGGGAGGGGGACACGUGGCCCCGAGGUUUUGAGAGGGGAUACGUGAUGAGAGGGGGGAUUGGGGACCCGCUGAGUCCUGGGUGGGGUGGGGUGGAUGGCGGCGAGAGUUUGGGUUUGGAUGAUAGUGAGGUUUUGAGAAGGUUUCCUAAAAUUCCAUCCAUGCCUUUGUCUUUUGAGGCUGCUGAGAGGAUCUUGGCCUCUCUUGGUGGAGCUCCUCUGCCGUUGGAUUGGAGGGGUACCCUAAAGUCCUCCAAGGUUACGAAUGUUGGUCCUGGCCCCACCAUCCUCAAUUUCACUUAUGAGGGAGAAAUGAAAAUGGCUACCAUUGAAAACGUUUUUGCCAUUAUCAAGGGACGGGAAGAAUCUGAUCGCUAUGUUCUGCUCGGGAACCAUAGAGAUGCAUGGACAUAUGGUGCUGUUGACCCCAACAGUGGGUCAGCUGCCCUACUUGACAUUGCUCGUAGAUAUGCUAUUCUAUUGCGUAUGGGGUGGACUCCACGGAGGACCAUCGUUCUAUGCAGUUGGGAUGCAGAAGAAUUUGGAAUGAUAGGAUCCACAGAGUGGGUUGAACAAAACCUUGUUAAUCUUGGUUCCAAAGCUGUAGCAUACCUUAAUGUAGACUGUGCUGUUCAAGGGCCUGGCUUAUUUGCUGGAUCAACUCCUCAGCUAGAUGAUCUCCUUCUCGAUAUCAUCAAAGAGGUCAAGGAUCCUGACUCUGAUGAGGGUACAACGAUAUAUCAGAAUUGGGCAGCUGGUGGUGGAAAAUCUAAUAUUCAAAGGCUGAGUAGAGUUGAUUCUGAUUUUGUUCCAUUUGUGCAACAUGCAGGGGUUCCAUCUAUUGAUAUGUAUUAUGGAAAAGAUUAUCCUGUUUAUCACACUGCUUUCGACUCCUACAACUGGAUGACAGAGUUUGGAGAUCCAUUCUUUCUGCGCCAUGUAGCUGUCAGUGGAAUUUGGGGGCUACUAGCACUUCGUCUUGCUGAUGAUUCCAUUAUACCUUUCAAUUAUGUGUCUUAUGCGGAUCAGUUACAGGUGUACAAUGACAUAUUGAGCAACUUGUUAGACAAGCAAAUUUCUCUACAUCCACUAACUGCGUCGAUUCAAGAAUUUGCUUCUGCUGCCAAAGAAGCUAAUGAGGAAUCAAAGAAACUGAGACUGCAAGAAAACAAAGAUGAUUUUGUGGAUAUGAAGAUACGAGCAUUGAAUGAUAGAUUAAUGCUUACGGAAAAAGGUUUCUUAGAUGUUGACGGGCUUCCAGGAAGAAAAUGGUUCAAGCAUCUUGUUUUUGGGCCUACCAGAGACCAUGAAAGCAAGUUGGAUUUCUUCCCUGGAAUCGCUGACUCUAUGUCUGAGAUGUUUAAAAUGAGUGAAAAAGAAAGGCUGGCAGCAAUUCAACAUGAGCUUUGGAGGGUGGUUAGAGCUAUUCAAAGAGCUGCUUCAGCACUAAGAGGAGAUUUGGCCUAAAAUUAGUGGAAAAGAUGGAAAUAUUUCUCUUAGUUGUACUGGAAAUCAGUUUCUAUUAUUGUUUCUUUGAUGAGAAUUCAAUUUUGUAGUUUUUACUAUUAUUAUGUGGAAUCGUUUUUACUGGUUUACCUUUCCUUUAAA
This is a messenger RNA of Vigna radiata var. radiata (mung bean), 2387 nucleotides long. Its product is annotated as probable glutamate carboxypeptidase AMP1. The record is from RefSeq and is a predicted model, not a curated record. Gene Ontology annotation, molecular function: carboxypeptidase activity. The coding region runs from base 147 to 2246 and encodes 699 amino acids. The transcript has 10 exons. Lineage: Eukaryota; Viridiplantae; Streptophyta; Magnoliopsida; Fabales; Fabaceae.